Xyrauchen texanus (razorback sucker) is the source of this 7453-nucleotide messenger RNA. RefSeq names its product C-myc promoter-binding protein-like. Gene Ontology annotation, molecular function: protein binding. Gene Ontology annotation, biological process: regulation of Rab protein signal transduction. The record is from RefSeq and is a predicted model, not a curated record. Lineage: Eukaryota; Metazoa; Chordata; Actinopteri; Cypriniformes; Catostomidae. Gene Ontology annotation, cellular component: cytoplasmic vesicle. Bases 92 to 5299 code for a protein of 1735 amino acids. The transcript is spliced from 30 exons.
AUUACAGUUAUGUUGUUAAAGGCAAUGCUCAUUUGAGUCCCUGUCUGCUUUUGAGUCCUAAACAUUGCAUCAAAACUGGAUUCACAACUUUAUGGACUAUGGUUUGGAGAUGAUGGAGGACAGGGGUCCACGUGUUGCCGACUACUUUGUAGUGUCUGGCCUGAGCAGUAACUCCACCCCUUUGGGUCAAGAGGUCAUUUUUGAUGAUGCGUGUCAUAAAGCAGCUCAGGCCAAACAGCCAAUCACAGAUGUGACUGUGGUGAUGCGAUCAAUAGGUGAAGAUGUUCCAGUAGGGUACACAUGUGUAGAGACAACGCCCACAGGCUUCUCUGCCAAUCUGAACAACGGGAGCUUGAUGGCCCCAGAGUUUUACAUAUGCUACAGACGCGGACAAGAUAAACCCCCUCUCACAGACCUGGGAGUUAUUUAUGAAUGGAAAGAGAGAAUUAAGCAAGGAUAUCAUGUUAUCCAGAGAACACCAUACGGUCGCCCUGCCAACCUGAGUGGCACGUCUUCUCAAUGCAUCUACAUCACCUACCAGCGAGCGACCAGCAGCCGUAACUCACGAGCCGUCACAGGCAUCUGUAUCAUUACACCAGGAAAAGGAGAAACACCACCACAUACAUUCUGCAAAGUAAACAGGAACCUCAGCAGCAGCAUGUGGGGUCCAGCUGUAUAUCUGUGUGUCAAGAAGUCUGUGAUUAAAACCAACUCCAUUGCUUAUAAAGCAGAGUUGCUCAGUCGCUAUCCUGAAGAUGACUACACGUCAUUUCCCCUGCCUGAGUCUGUCCCGAUGUUCUGUCUGCCGAUGGGCGUCACUGUUGAGCGCUGGUCGCCGCAUGUCAAGUACUCCCUCCCCACCUUCUCAACGUUCGUUCUGACCGGAGCAUCCGGAGACAAGGUAUAUGGUGCAGCAUUGCAGUUUUUUGAGGCUUAUCCAGAAGAACAUUUAACAGACAUGCAAAGAAAACAGCUUCAAACGAUGGAGUCCAAAGUCACGCAAACGACUAAAUCGUCCUGCACUAUCAGCACAUGCGCCACAGGGACCUCAGAAGUCAUGCACACUAAUAAGUGCAUCUGUGUCCUCUCGCACUGGCCUUUCUUUGAUGUCUUUAAGAAGUUUCUCACCUUCCUUUACCGCUAUUCCAUAUCUGGCCCUCAUGCUCUGCCUAUAGAAAAACACAUUUCCCACUUUUUGCACAAAGUUCCUUUCCCUACCGCCCAAAGACCUCGGAUUCUAAUUCAGCUUUCCCCUCAUGAUAGUUUGCUUCUGAGUCAGCCAAUGUCGUCUCCUCUUCCUCUAAGUGGCGGCCGGUUCUUGACUCUCCUGAAACACUUGGGUCCUGAGAAUGCCGUGACUCUGCUGGUGUUGGCGGUGACCGAACACAAGCUAGUGAUGCACUCUUCACAGGCAGCUGUACUAACGAGUGUCGCAGAGGCGCUGUUGUCCAUGAUUUUCCCGCUCCACUGGCAGUGCCCGUAUAUCCCUCUGUGCCCGCUGCCACUGGCUGGUGUACUCAGUGCGCCCUGCCCAUUCAUUGUGGGUGUUGACUCCCAAUAUUUUGAUAUCUAUGAACCUCCAGCAGAUGUCAUUUGUGUGGACUUGGACUCAAACAAUAUCUUCCGUACAGAUGACACGAGAGCUCUGACAUGGAAGAUCCUUCCAAAGAAGUCCUGCAAAAACCUGCUGAAUGCCCUCAAAGACCUUCAUGCGGAGGUAUCUGAAGGGCCCAGAGAUGACGCUGUGGUGGAUUUAUCCAUGUUGGAUUUUGAACUCAGCAGUGGACGGAGUGUGCUGACAGUGGAACUAGCGAUUCAGGAGGCGUUUCUGCGCUUCAUGGCUGAUAUUUUAAAGGGUUAUCGAAACUAUCUCCAGCCCAUCACCAAAAUCCCUUCAGCUAAAACCACAGAUGCCCGAUCACUGUUUGACCUACAGGGGUUUGUGAGGCAUCGGGACUCCUCUAAUCAAACAUUUUACUCUCUAAUGACAGAAACGCAGAUGUUUAUGCAGUUCAUCGAGGAACGCUCAUUUGUCAGUGAUAAAGAUGCCAGUCUGGCUUUCUUUGAUGAGUGUGUUGAGAAGAUGGAAGGAAGCCAGAAUGACGAAAGCAGACUGAUUGAACCGAACACAUCUCAUUGCAGUGAACACACAGUAUUUGUCACCCCACCUGAAUUACCUGCAUUACCUGAGGGGGAGGAGCAUCCGCUGUGCUACAGGUACAGUGUGUUUCCUCUGUUAACAAACGAACUGUUUGAUCAUGUGGUCAAGUUUCCAACCAGCACUAAACAACCAGCCAUCCCACAGAGCGGCACAUCUAACCCCGAUCCCACAUUCAGACGGACAAAACAGGAGAUCAAGUCAGCACAGAAGAUCGCUCAGAAACAUUGGUCUGUUCCUCAGCUCUGGUCCAGGUGUCUUCUGAGAUGCUCUUAUGGUCUCUGGUUUAUUUGUCUGCCAGCGUACGUCAAAGGGUGCCAUUCAAAAUCACGAGCGCUGCACGCUGCAUAUGAUGUACUGAGAAAGAUGCGGAGAAAAACACGGCAGGAGCCAGAUGAGGUGUGUUACCGUAUUGUAAUGCAGUUAUGUGGGGAGUACGGUCAGCCAGUUUUAGCAGUCAGGGUGCUGUCUGAGAUGAGAAAGGCUGGAGUUCAGCCAAAUGCCAUCACGUAUGGAUAUUACAACAAGGCAGUGUUGGAGAAUUCCUGGCCAUCCAGCACAAGAGGAGGAUAUUUCCUUUGGAUAAAGCUGAGAAACGUUAUAAUGGCAAUUGCUCAGUUUAAAAGGGCCCUGAAGAAACAGCAAACCUUUGUGACACACACCCCUUCAUCAGAGACUGACGACAUCAACAGCAGCAGUGAUUUUAGGCUCUCCACAGCCGACACCAUUUCCUCCUCACCUCACCUUGGAAUUUUCCGUAGCAACUGUUCCCAUGAGAGUCGAGGUUUAGAUCAUGAAGCAGGACUGUUGUUCUCUUCCUCAUUGGAAGAGAUUGGUGUGGUACAAAGAAAUAGCAGCUCUCAUAGAUGCCACAAGUCACGAGAUGGUUCUGUAGGCUGGCCCGGUGGUCAACGUGAUUGUUAUGGCACAUCUGAGCUGGAUUUGGGCUCACAAAUUUGUAUUGGGAGACCCAAGACACAAGACAUAAACACACUUGGCAAGUUUUCACCUUCCUGGAGUCAAGACAUGACCUCAGGCAACAAGGAAACGAGAGUGUCUGGUCCUGACACAAUGCCCAUCUUUGCUUUUGAGGACUUGGAAUUGGAGGCAGAGAACACAGAUGAUAAAAAUGCACCAAUUAUGUCAAAUGACAACAGAAGUGUUGGAGCCAGUCGUCUGUCCAGAAGAAUGGGAGUUAAAAUAGGUUUUGAUCCCCUUUCUCUGCUGGUUUCAGAGUUUGAGGAAGAAGAAUCCUUGGAUCAGGACACCAACUGCACUCCCACUGCUAGUCGCCAUCUGGCAGAAGAAAUCGAGAUGUAUAUGAAGUACUCUUGCAGUCCACGUAGCAGUCGAGCCCCAAGCAUGGACCUUGCAAUGUCUUCAAACUAUUUCCCUGCUGGCCUUGUCUCUGGUGUACCUGAAAGUUCUGCAUCAAUGGCUGGUGCCUUACCUUCUCAAACCACACAUUACCAAUCUUCAUCCAUCCCAUGGGAGAUGGCAAAAGAGACUUCCAGUUUGUUCCUGGUUUCAACCUCUCCCUACUCGUCCUUUGGAAUAGAUUCUCUUCUUCCACCAUCACUGGAUGUUCUCAAGACUAGUGUGAUGUCUGCUGGAAAAGGUGUGGCUGAGAAAGCCAGUCGCUUGUACUCACACUUUGCCACUCCGUCCAAAGAUAGCCAUUCAGACAAACUGUUUUCAACUGAGAAAGACAAUUAUGCAUCUCUACAAGGGGAAGGGGUGUUUUCAUUCAAUGAAGGACAUUGUACGAUUCCACCAACCACUGAAUGUGAGCAGUACUUUGAUAAAUCAAUGAAACAGCUCAACUCAACACAACAAUCGGCAUUCUCAUGCUGUAUUUAUGCACCUCAGGACUGCUCCUUCACAGGCAAAUCUGGAACAGAUUCCUCUCAGUAUGCAAACAAAGACACAGUCCAGAACUAUGCAAUGGAGAUCCUGAUAUCGAGCUGCUCACGGUGUAAGACAUGUGAAUGUGUUGUAUAUGAUGAGGAGAUCAUGGCGGGCUGGACAGCAGAUGAUUCUAAUCUGAACUCGACCUGUCCGUUCUGCGGAAACCCAUUCCUACCAUUCCUGAACGUGGAGAUAAGGGACCUCCGGGAGCCCGGAAGUUUAUUUCUGAAAAGUAGUCCAUCAGAGAAUUUGAUGUCAACCUCAUCGGACCAGUCAAUACCCUGUUCAGCAUCAUCACUUCAUGACAAAUACAGAAGUUCUUACUCACAGUCACCAGGUGUGAAGAUUCCUUCAAAACAGGUCACUUUGUGUUCGGAGGAAACACUGGUACACAGCAUCCAGUCCUUUGGGUCUUUGGAGGAAUCUUCUAGAUCUGUCCAGUGCGCUAGUUCUUCGAUCCCAUCGUCAAGAUGCCCCAAAGAUGCUCUGAAUGCUCUGAGCAUGUCCUGGCGCUUGCAUCAUCCAGAGCCAGUAACGGUGCCAUACCUGAGUCCGAUGGUGUUGUGGAAGGAACUGGAGAGCCUGCUAGAGAAUGAAGGCAAUGGCAUCAUCUGUCACUCCACUGUGGUGGACAAUCACCCAAUCAUCUUCUGGAACCUUCUGUGGUACUUCACGCGAAUCGGCCUGCCAAGCAAUCUGCCUGGUCUCAUUCUUACGUCAGAACACUGCAACAGAGGAUCACAGGUUCCACGCCAUUGGAUGUCUGAGGACAGCAAAUAUAUUCGAGUGCAGCUUCUAUGGGACAACCUUAAACUGCACAAAGACCAAGCCCAACCUUUAUAUAUUCUCUGGAAUACACACAGUCUUAGUUACCCAGUUUCUCGAGGUGUGUAUAGACGAGACGGUGUGUUCAAUGAGGAUCUGCUGCAGACAGUGAUCGAAAGCAUUGAGAAGGAUGAUGUUUAUACCCCUGUUUGCCAGCUGCUACAGCUGUUAUCAUACUCAUCCGGAGCUCACAGAAAGAGAAGUUUAUACAGAGAUAUUCUCUUUCUGUGUAGAGUUGCACUCGGUGAAGAAAACAUAGAUAUUGAUGUCUUUGAUCGAGAGUAUCAAUCAGCAUACGACCGCCUGAAUCCUUCACAAAUCAAACUCACUCAGAAUUGUGACCGGCCGCCGAGCACUGCUAUUAAAGAGUGCAGGAAGACUUUUGGAGAGCCUUACCUAAGACUAUAAACUUUAUCUGCUACUUUUUCUCAAUGAUUUUGAUUAUAAAGGGUUUUUAGAACUUAUGAGAAAUAUAAGAUCUGUGGUAAACAUUACUUGACGAUAUGUGGAUGUUUACACAGUCAUACCUCAAACAUGAAUUUUGAAGCUGUAUUGAAUUACAUAGUUAAAAAAAAACAUUUGAGGGACAGUGGCAAGAAAAAGUAUGUGAACCCUCUGGAAUCAGCUGGUUUUCUGCAUGAAUUGGUCAUGAAAUGCGAUCGCAUCUUAAAUAAAGUCACAAGGAUAGACAAACACAAUGCGCUUAAGCUAACAACACACAAACAAUUUUAAUCUUUCAUGUCUUUAUUGAACACAUCCCGUUAAACAUUCACAGUGCUGUGGAAAAAGUAAGUGAACCCCUAUGAUAAAGUAGAAUUAGAGUCAGGAGUUGACAAACCUGGCAUUCAAUUAAUGAAACGAGAUCGGAGGUGCAGACUAAAGCUACUUUGACUUAUAAAAAGCACUGAAACAUUUUUUGUUUGCUAUUCAGAAGAAGCAUCUGCUGGUGUGGACCAUUCCGCGCUGAGAUAUUCAUCUGUCCACAGUUAGACAAACUGUCUAUAAAUGGAGAUGAUUUAGUACUAUAGGUACUCUCUCUAGAAGUGGCCGUCCAGCCAAGAUGACUCAAAGGACACACCACAGAAUGCUCAAUGAGGUGAAAAAGAACCCUAGAGUGACAGAUAAAGACUUGAAGGAAUCAUAUGAACUGGUUAACUAUUCUGUUCAUGGGUAGACUAUAUGGAAAUCAUUAAACUAGCAUGGUGUGCAUGGCAGGACACCAUGAAGGAAGCCGCUGCUUUCCAACAAAAACAUUGCUGCUGCCUAAAGUUUGCCAAAGACCACCUUGACACUCCACAAUGCUACUGGGAAAAUGUUCUAUGAACUGAUGAAUUACGUUGAAUUGUUUGGGAAGAACACGCAGUACUAUGUAUGACAUCAAAAGGACACCACAUAACAAUAUAAAAACAUCAUCUCAACAGUGAAGUAUGGUGGUGGGAGCAUCAUGAUUUGAGUCUAAACCGCUUGUCAUCAUCAAGGGAAAAAUGAAUUCCCAAGUCAUAUCAAGAUGUCAUACAGGAUAUUUCCAGGGUGUCUAUGCACCAGCUGAAGCUCAGAAGUUGGGUGAUGUAGCAGGACAAUGAGCCUAAACUAUAAGGUAAAUCAUUUACAUUUACCCAACGCUUUUAUCCAAAGUGACUUACAGUGCAAUUAUUACAGGGACAAACCCCCCGGAGCAACCUGGAGUUAAGUGUUUUACUCAAGGACACAAUGGUGGUGGCUGUGGGGUUUGAACCAGCAACCUUGCUGAUUAACCUUGCUGAUUAACAGACCUGUGCUUUGGCCACUACACCACCACCACUCAGGCGUUCACACCAGACAUGCUAAGUAUAUGGCUGAGCUGAAGCAGUUUUGUAAGGAAUGGUCCAGAAUUGCUUCUGAACUUUGUGCAAGUCUGAUCCGCAUCUUCCAGAAAUAAUUAUAAUAAUAAUAAUUCCUUACAUUUAUAUAGCGCUUUUCUAGGCACUCAAAGCGCUUUACAUAGCAUAGGGAUGAUGCGACGGCAGCCAUAGUGCGUCCGAAUGCCCACAACACACCAGCUAUUGGUGGAGAGGAGAGAGUAGAGUGAUGUAGCCAAUUCAGGGAUGGAGAUUACUAUGAGGUCAUGAUAGAUAGGGGAAUUAAUAUGAGGCCAAUGGGGGGAAUUUGGCCAGGACACAGGGGUUACACCCCGGUGGGAUUUUUAAUGACCACAGAGAGUCAGGACCUCAGUUUAACAUCCCAUCCGAAGGACAGUGCCUUUUUACAGUAUAGUGUCCCUGUCACUAUACUGGGGCAUUAGGACCCACACAGACUAUAGGGUGAGCAUCCCCUGCUGGCCUCCCUAAUACCACUUCCAGCAGCAACCUUGGUUUCCCCCAGGAGCUCUCCCAUCCAGGUACUGGCCAAGCUCAACCCUGCUUAGCUUUAGUGGGCAACCAGGCAAGAGCUGCAGGGUGAUAUGGCUGCCUAAAAUGCUUGAUUGAGGUUAUUGCUGUCAAAGGCGGAUCGACCAGUUAUUUAAUCCAAGGGUUCACUUACUUUUUACACAGCACUGUGAAUUUGUAAUGGGAUGUGUUCAAU